Prorocentrum cordatum is the source of this 344-nucleotide messenger RNA. The record is from the annotation of a GenBank genome assembly. Lineage: Eukaryota; Dinophyceae; Prorocentrales; Prorocentraceae.
GCGUCUGUGAGGAGAGUGGCGGCUUGCGCACGGGCUGCGAGCGGGAGCCGUUGCCAGUGCAGAGGGGCCGUCGAGGGCCCACAACUGACGGGGCCGCGCUCUCUCGCAGGAGAGUGUGCGGCCCGCGCCGAGGCGGGGGCGCGCGGAACCGCUUCCACGGAUCGGCCAUAUGCGUUGCCUGCGGGGGGAGGGGAGAGGCAAAGGGCGAGGGGGCGAGGUUCAGGGCGGAGGUCCUGGGGGAGGUCCCGCCUUCAGGGUGGGCGGCACCAGCCACAAGGCCUUUGCAAGAGGACGAGGCGACACAGAAGCCAGGCCUCAAGUGUCCUUGCCGAGCUUCUGCUUGA